Terrapene triunguis (Three-toed box turtle) is the source of this 260-nucleotide messenger RNA. Its product is annotated as 2-acylglycerol O-acyltransferase 3-like. The annotation marks the transcript as partial. Gene Ontology annotation, cellular component: endoplasmic reticulum membrane. Lineage: Eukaryota; Metazoa; Chordata; Testudines; Emydidae. The transcript has 3 exons. Gene Ontology annotation, molecular function: diacylglycerol O-acyltransferase activity. Gene Ontology annotation, biological process: triglyceride biosynthetic process. The record is from RefSeq and is a predicted model, not a curated record.
CUAGCAGGAUGACGGGUGCCCUGAAGAAGCACCUUGAGCUGCUGAGCGUUUUUCAGUGGGUUAUGACCUUCCUCUUCUUCGGUGCCUUCUUCACGUCCCUGCUGUUCUACCUGCUCUUCACCCGCCUCUGGGCCGUCUCUGUGCUGUACUUCGUGUGGUGGGUGCUCGACCGCGACACCCCAGAGAGAGGCGGACGGCGCUCAGACUGGAUGCGACGCUGGCGAGUCUGGCAGCAUUUGACUGAUUAUUACCCUGUCAAG